Messenger RNA from Rotaria sordida, 321 nucleotides. The record is from the annotation of a GenBank genome assembly. NCBI's taxonomy places the organism in Eukaryota, Metazoa, Rotifera, Eurotatoria, Philodinida, Philodinidae.
AUGCAAAGUCCUAUUUGUAUUGUUGAAGAAGAAGCACGAAAUUUAUCAAGUCAAGAUGAUGAUAUUCAUUCUCAUCAAUCCUUGAAUGAAAAUUAUCAAGCAGCAAAUAAUACUAAAGAAACAUUAUCUUGUGGUUCACAUUCAAAUGAAUCCCGAUCACAUUCAUCUAUUCUUAUUCCACCAUUUAAUACUUUUGAUAUAGCCAGUAGUACAAAUAACAGUCAUGAUCAUUUAUUAGAUAGUGAUAAAAAUAGUUCAUUUCUAACAGGUUCUUCAUUUGAUGCAUCAUUGAACAGUCUUAAAAGCAUACAUGAAACAUAA